AUGGCGGGCCUGACGCUGGAGGAGCUGCGCGCCGAGAUCGAGACGACCCGGCAGCGCCGGGGGGCGGAGCAGGACCGGUCGAAGCAGCUGAACGACGAGCUCCAGGAGGCCAUAGAGAGGCAAAGGCUGCGGCGGGAGCUGGAUCAGGAGAGGGCCGGCUUGUUGUCAAGUCAGGAAGACAACCGACGCCUGCUGGCCGUGCGGAGCAAUGUGGAUCAAGACCAGGACGGGCCGUAUCUUCCCGGUUCCUCCAGGGUACGUCCUCGGAGUUCGAAGCCACAACUGCUCAUCCCCGCUUCAAACAACGAGCUGUGCACCAGUUUCGGGCAUGCGGUCACCCGGGGCGAGUACGUGUGGAAAUUGCAGCAGCUCUCGUGGCUCCCAAGUGUACUUCGCCAGGAGGACCUCUGGGCAGCGAAGUCAAAGGUGCUCUGGGUGGGUGGCUUUCCUUUUCAAUUUGUCUGCAACCCUCAUGGGGGCUAUCUCGUUUCCAGUUUCGGCUGGGACGAUCGAGAGGCGCAGGGCUCCGUUGCCAUCAUGACAUGUGCCCCAGAAGAGUUCGUGCUUCGGUACCGCAUCUACGUCAAGGCACGUGAUGGAUCCUUUGCACAGUGGGGCGAGACAGACGAUGAAAUCCAUGACGGUGAGAUCACGGCCUAUGGUCCCGAUGUGAACUGGCAGGGCCAAGCGUAUCCUCCAACCGUGACCGGCAUCUUCGGUCUAACGUUCGAGCAGCUGCUGCAGUCCGACUGGGUGGAGGACGACACGCUGACCCUGAAGUUUGUGCUUGAAGUGCGACCUGAGGGGUGUUAUGAGUCGAAGCUCUUCAGCCAGGCAGUCGAGGUCCCAGAAGCUACCAUGAACCGUGACACGCAAGCUCUGCUGGAGAAAGGCUCGUGCAGCGACGUACGGUUCAUUGUGCAGGGCGAAGAUGUGCAUGCGCACUCGCAAGUCCUCUGUGCGAGAUCCGAAGUGUUGGAGAAGCAACUGACUGGCGGCAUGCAGGAAUCGGCGUCCAAAGUGAUCGUGGUUGAGGACUGUGAUGUGGCCACCUUCAAAGCCUUCCUGCAGUUCCUCUACACCGACCGCCUGCCCACCAUCGAUGAGCUUGGGGCACGGGCUCCAAGCGCAGACCAGGGGGGCGAUGGCAAUGUGCAGCUGCUGCAGAUGCAGGCCUUGCUCGCUGUAAGCCACAAGUACCAGGCCACCAGGUUGCAGCGGUGGUGCGAAGCGCAGCUGUGCGAACGGCUCAGCUCAGCCGAGGUCUGCGGGAUUCUCGGCCAGUCGCACCUCUUCCAGGCCAAUCAGCUCGAAAAGGCCUGUCUCGCCUACAUCAAGCGCCACCUGACCGAGGUGCUCAAGCUCCCCGCAUAUACCGAGAUGGUCACGAAGUGGCCCGAGAUCGGGGUGAAGCUGAGCCUCUUCUCGGCGGGCGUGCCGGAGGCGGAGGCGGCUGCAGUCAUGGACGCGAGGAGCUCAGUGGAGACAUGCCAGAAGCGGCGGCGGCUGCAGUCAUGA
Molecule: messenger RNA, 1518 nt
Organism: Symbiodinium natans
Lineage: Eukaryota; Dinophyceae; Suessiales; Symbiodiniaceae
Source: the annotation of a GenBank genome assembly